Messenger RNA from Gryllus bimaculatus (two-spotted cricket), 207 nucleotides. Lineage: Eukaryota; Metazoa; Arthropoda; Insecta; Orthoptera; Gryllidae. The record is from the annotation of a GenBank genome assembly.
AUGGUGAAAGAGCAAGCAGAGGCGAGGGCGGCGCUGCAAAGAGGAGCAGGACGCCUUUGUGUCCGCGAGCGCCCCGAGAGGGUCGGGUUGCAGGCGGGCGGAACACCGCCGCGUUGCGAAGAGGAAGCUCCGGCGACUGCAAGAAUGAUGACCUGCAACACCAGUACCGAAGAAAUGGUCGUCGAUGAUCCCAAUGAGAAUACUUAA